Molecule: messenger RNA, 1803 nt
Organism: Heteronotia binoei (common prickly gecko)
Lineage: Eukaryota; Metazoa; Chordata; Lepidosauria; Squamata; Gekkonidae
Product: gastrula zinc finger protein XlCGF57.1-like
Exons: 1
Coding region: 1-1803 (600 amino acids)
Biological process (GO): regulation of transcription by RNA polymerase II
Cellular component (GO): nucleus
Molecular function (GO): DNA-binding transcription factor activity, RNA polymerase II-specific; RNA polymerase II cis-regulatory region sequence-specific DNA binding
Source: RefSeq, a predicted model, not a curated record
AUGUUGGAGGAAAGAUACAAGUGCUUAGAGUGUGGAAUGAACUUCUCAGAUCUAACACGAUGUACUGUUCAUGUUGGAAUGCACACUGGAAAGAAGAAUGAUCAAUGGCUGGAAUGUGGAAAGACCAUGAUUGGCAGAGCAGAGUCCCUUAGACAUAUAAGAACGAAUACAGGAGAGAAACUUUAUAGUGGCUCAGACUAUGACAAAAGAUUCUCAGAGAAAUCAGACCUCAUUCAACACCAAAGAAUUCAUUCUGGAGAGAAGCCCUUUAUCUGUUCCCAGAGUGUAAUUAUGUUUUUGGAUGGGAAAAAGUGUAAUAUUCAUUUUCCAAAGCAGCACAUAAUGAAGGCAUAUAAAUGCUUUCAGUGUGGGAAGUACUUCAGAUACAAAUCGCAGUGCCUUGUGCACCAAAGGAUCCACACAGCGGGGAAAUCUUUUGAAUACUCAGUGUCUGGGAAGAGAUUCAGUCAGAGUGACCAAAGUAAUCAAAGAACCCACACAGGGGAGAAGCCUUUUGAAUGCUCAGAAUGUGGGAAGAGAUUCAGUCAAAGUGGUGAUCUUCAAAAACAUCUACGAAUCCACACAAGGGAGAAGCCUUUUGAAUGCUCAGAGUGUGGGAAGAGAUUCAGUCAAAGUGGCCAUCGUCAAAGACAUCUAAGAAUCCACACAGGGGAGAAGCCUUUUCGAUGCUCAGAGUGUGGUAAGAAGUUCAGUCAGAGUGGCAGUCUUCAAUGGCAUCAAAGAACCCACUUAGGAGAGAAGCCUUUUGAAUGCUCAGAGUGUGGAAAGAGAUUCAUUCACAGUGGCGAUCUUCAAAAACAUCACAGAACCCACACAGGGGAGAAGCCUUUUGAAUGCUCAGAGUGUGGGAAGAGAUUCAAUCAGAGUGGCGAUCUUCAAAAACAUCUAAGAAUCCACACAGGGCAGAAACCUUUUGAGUGCUCAGAGUGUGGGAAGAGAUUCAGUCAGACUAGCAAUCUUCAACAGCAUCAAAGAACCCACACAGGGGAAAAGCCUUUUGAAUGCUCAGAGUGUGGGAAGAGAUUCAAUCACAAUGGCCAUCUUCAACAGCAUCAAAGAACCCACACAGGGGAAAAGCCUUUUGAAUGCUCAGAGUGUGGGAAAAGAUUCAGUUACAAUUGCAGUCUUGUACAACACCUAGGAAUCCACACAGGAGAGAAGCCUUUUAAAUGCUCAGAAUGUGGAAAGAGAUUCAUUCACACUAGCACUCUUCAACAGCAUCUAAGAACUCACACAGAGGAGAAGCCUUUUGAAUGCUAUGAAUGUGGGAAGAGAUUCAGUGACAGUAGCAGUCUUCAAAAACAUCAAAGAACGCACACAGGGGAGAAGCCUUUUGAAUGCUCAGAGUGUGGAAAGAAAUUCAGUCAGAGUGGCAGUCUUCAGCAGCAUCGAAGAACCCACACAGGGGAGAAGCCUUUUGAAUGCUCAGAAUGUGGAAAGAGAUUCAUUCAGAGUGGCCAUCUUCAGCAGCAUCAAAGAACCCACACAGGAGAGAAGCCCUUUGAAUGCUCAGAGUGUCGGAAGAGAUUCAGUCACAAUGGUGAUCUUCAAAAACAUCUAAGAACCCACACAGGGGAGAAGCCUUUUGAAUGCUUAGAGUGUGGAAAGAGAUUCAUUCACAGUGGCAAUCUUCAACAGCAUCAAAGAACCCAUACAGGGGAGAAGCCUUUUGAAUGUUCAGAGUGUGGGAAGAGAUUUAGUCAGAGUAGCAAUCUUCAGAGUCAUCUGAGAACCCACACAGAGAAGAAGCCUUUGAAUGCUCAGAGUGUAGGAAAUGACUGA